Molecule: messenger RNA, 1360 nt
Organism: Pseudomassariella vexata
Lineage: Eukaryota; Fungi; Ascomycota; Sordariomycetes; Amphisphaeriales; Pseudomassariaceae
Exons: 2
Coding region: 226-1080 (284 amino acids)
Cellular component (GO): intracellular anatomical structure
Molecular function (GO): oxidoreductase activity, acting on NAD(P)H, oxygen as acceptor
Source: RefSeq, a predicted model, not a curated record
GGCCUAUACUCCCAUCGCAUUGUUGAAGCAUGAGGACAACAAAUGGACUCACGAUAGUGAUGCCGAAGGCUACAAAACGCUAGGAAGACUCUUGCGUAGGUUGGCUGCGAAGGCCGUUAUUGUCGUAGUAGAGUUGCCAUAGACUGGACCGUCUCACAAUUCAUCAACGCAUCAUUGUUGUGAAUUCUUUCAUAUUCACCGACUCAUUCCUUUCAGUCAAGCAUAAUGUCGCCAGAAAUGACUACAGAGGUGGGAAAAUUGGAUGCAGCCCCCUCCACACACUUGCAGCUUUUCUCCUUGUCCGGACGGACUAUUGUGAUUACAGGCGGAGGACGAGGUCUUGGUCUGACAUUGGCCUCGGCCGUUAUUGACGCCGGUGGUCACGUGGCAUGCCUCGAUAUCGCACCCGAACCAGUCGCAGACGAAUGGACCAAGUUGUUGAGGGCCGCGAAAUCUGAAAACCUCACAGCGACAUACCACCGAUGCGACGUAACGAGUGAAACUGAACUCAAGGCAGUGCUCGACUCGAUAGCGAAGACGGCAGCCGAAAAUCAUGCUGAGCUGUCGGGGGUAGUGGCCUGCGCCGGCAUCCAGCAAGAGGUACCAGCGCUAGAGUACCCUGCCGCCGACUUCGAUCGCAUAUUGAGGGUGAAUGUGACAGGGGUCUUCCUCACUGCGAAGCACACAGCGAACAUCAUGGUAGAAAGAGGAGUCAAGGGAAGUAUCGUGCUCAUUGGGAGCAUGAGUGGGCAAAUCGCCAACAGAGGUCUUACCUGUUCGGCGUACAACACUAGCAAGGCAGCAGUGCAGCAAAUGUGCCGCUCGUUGGCGCAGGAAUGGGGGCAGUACGGCAUCAGGAUCAACACCCUGUCACCAGGAUACAUCAGAACCGCCAUGACCGACGAAUUGCUAGCAGCUAAGCCAGGGGUAGAGAAGAUAUGGAUGGCAGGUGCCUUGCUGCAGCGGCUUGGCGUGCCCGACGACUUCAAGGCUCCGGCGAUAUUCCUGCUCGCAGAUGGAAGCAAAUUUAUGACGGGGGCUGACUUGCGGGUUGAUGGUGGGCACUGCGCUUCAGCGUAGAAGCUGUCGUAGAACAACGUAUUCGUGUGUAAAUCAAUGAUAGAAUGACUUGAACCGUAGAGCAAUCGAAACAAACUGGACUGACUGACUGUGGUCAACUAGCAUUCUUGGCUUUCAUAAUUUAACGACGCGGCCCGCCCUGGCGGUUCAAGAUUGGCGGAAAUAGCCGUACUGGAGACACAACCCAAAAAGCGCAGAAAAGAGAAGAGGUUUUUCUCGACCAGGUACAAGAACGCUCUGACCAGGUACAAAACCUAAGGUCUUGGCAAAAGUUCAGCAG